Molecule: messenger RNA, 9192 nt
Organism: Hypanus sabinus (Atlantic stingray)
Lineage: Eukaryota; Metazoa; Chordata; Chondrichthyes; Myliobatiformes; Dasyatidae
Exons: 8
Coding region: 256-1506 (416 amino acids)
Biological process (GO): regulation of apoptotic process
Source: RefSeq, a predicted model, not a curated record
UUUAGGGGUUUUCUCUUCUUGGAGAGGAAAUUUCUACAUUGUAUUUCGGCCCAUUUACAGGAUGUGGGCUCUGUUCGUAGAGGGAGGUCCUGUAGCUGAUCGACUCAGUGUCGACCACGGUGUUUGGGUGUGGAGUUUCACAGAAACCCGGGCAGGAGUGGCCUGACCUUUACUCUUGAUUCCCAAGGUUCUUCACUGGAGCGACCAACAAUCUAAAAUUUGACCAAACACUUUGAGCAGAUAUUUGGAAACAGGAUGGCAGACAGUACGAGCGUUGGGGAGGAGAUGUGCAGCCUCACGGUUCUGAAGAGUGAGACCAAGCUCAUCAUGGAGGCUUUCCUGAGGAGGGUGCAGAUGGAGGGUGCCGUCGGCCAUGUUGGACGCUACUACCACGACGAAAAGAAGUAUAAAGCUCAGACUCCCGACAGCCAGGAUUCCAUCUCCGUAAAAGUCCACAAACACAGACGGUCACUCUGGAAAGGGACCUUGGAGCGAGAAGACGAGGAAAAGUGGAGAAGUCUGAAGCAUUCCCAAGGGACCGAGGAUGAUACUGGUUGGGGUACAUCUGAUGAGGAAAUCUGCCAGGCCGAGGAAAAAAAGCAUGGCUUCAAAACAGCCAUCAAGAAACUGAUUAAACGAAAGAAGAAGAGGAAGGGAAGCAGUACUUUGGAAAAGUCCAAGGAUUCUUUGGACUUCGUUGAGACCUAUGGGCCUCUAGCAGGAACCACUAAGCCCGACUCCAAGGCCAAUUCCUUAAAGGGGCAGGAAAACACUAUAACCACUACGCCUGAAAGUAAUUUUGCACAUGUGGAGGGUUUGGAGGGAUCUGUCUCCGAGGGAGUGAAUAUCAGGGAGGAGAGCAGCAAGCAUAAGAAGACUGGACAGUGGUUUUUAAAUCUUAUACGGAAAGGGCCCAAGAAAAGUGGUGAUAACCACCCAGAGAAAGACCAAGUGCCUUCACGGCCCACAACUCUGGCCCUAAACCUCUCUCCUACAGAGGAUGUAAAUUCGGAAUUCUACUCAGAAGCGGCAAAGAAGCUGGAAAAGUUGGCACAAAAGUGCUUCACCCGGACUGGGAAUGAUCAGCUUAGUCCAAGCAUCCAUUUACAGGGGCCAGUGAUAGCCAACAAUAACGUCCAUCAGAGCGCAAUCGAGAAGAUCGUGCAGGUGCUGCAGGAUCAAGGAGACAAAAUCAACGAGAAGGUGAAGGACGACCCUAUUCUGCAGCGUCCGAUGUCCUUCAGGAGUUUUAAGCAGCUGGUUGAAGCCUUUACGGCCAAUGUUGAAGGACAGAUGGAGGGUCAGGCCAGCAGCCCCGAGCUGGCAAAGAUCGCGCUGACCAUGGAGCUCACUCGGAGGGUGGCCGGGAUCAGCAGCCACCCGGUGCAGCAGCUGAUGGGAUACAGCAUGCAGUACAUGGACAUGUUCGUCCCCUGGCUGCAGGAGCAAGGCGGAUGGAAAAAGGUACUGCCUCUGGAUGACUUCUCCAAACACCCGAUAGACUGACUUGAGCCAAACCCAGGGAAUUAAGAUGAAACUCGGGACACCCCUACAAGCUUGCUCUUGGCUAUUCGAACGAAGGAAAGAAACUGUCUUUUAAAGCUGGAAAAUGCCAAAGGUAUUCAAAUGGAUUUCAGUCAUCAAACAUGCAAGUGGGGAGGUGACCUAAACCAAACGAGGGUGAAGAAACCAGCUUCGUGUGGGACUGUCACAGAGAAGUUGUGUUUAUUGGUGCUACUGAUGACAGGAAGAUUGUUAUAAGCUGUGGUAGAGUGUAUGCCAUUGAGUGUACAUGAUUUUUUUAAAUGCACUCUUUUCCAUUCGAUCCUUCUGGGAAAAUCCAGAGGAGGAAAUUUCCAUCCUGCUAAUAUAUGCAGUAAAAUUCCCGAAAAUCAUUGUGAAAUCCUGGAGAUUCGGCACCUGUUUCCCUUCAAGCUCACCGGGUUCACUGUGGGGGGGGGGGGUUUAGUCUGUGACCACUUUGUUAGGUAGGGGAGUGGACUGCAGUGUGGUCUUCUGCUGCUGUAGCCCGUCCACUUCGAGGUCCAGUGUGCUGGGCCUUUCUGCACACCCCUGUUGUAACGUGUGGUUACUGUCGCCCUCCUGUCAGCUUGAAGCAGCCUGCCCUUUCUCCUCUGACAUUUCACAUUAUCGGGGCUUUUUGGGUACAGCACUGCUCUCCCUGGAUGUUUUUAUUUUGUGUCUCGGACCAUUCUUUGUAACCUCUGGAUAUUUGUGCAUGAAAAUCUCAUGAGUUUCUGAGAUAUUUAAACCACCCCGACUGGCACCAACAAUCAUCCCACAGCCAGGGUCACUUAGAUCACAUUUCUUCCCCCAUUCUGAUGUUUGGUCUGGACAACAACUGAACCUCUUGACCAUGUCUGCAUGCUUUGAUGCAUUGAGUUGCUGCCACAUGAUUGGCUGAUCAGAUAUUUGCAUUAACGAACAAGUGUACCUCGUAGAGGGGCUACUGAGUUUAGAACAUUAUUUCUCCCUUUUAAGAUUAAAAAAAAGUUUGAGUAUUAAUUGGAAUAAUAUCUGGUGGUCCAAACAAAGUGCCAGUUUGGAAUUUCCCUGUUGUAGCAGAUUAAUGGAGUUUUCCUGUAUAUCUUGAUUUCUAAAUAUGAAACCUUAUCAAUACCAUAGAGAACAUCAUUAAUUCAAGGAAAAUGGAUGAGCAGGGAGUUAUUGGUGGGGGGGGGGGGGGGGGGAUGUACCUGACAAUCUUGCUCGGUAAUCUACCUCGUUCUCACCUACACUCUUCAUGAUGCGCACAUUAAUGUUUAAAAUGUAAAGGAUUUGCCACUUAAAGUUUUAAUCUGUUGAUUUGAUUCAGUAGCCUGUAGUAUGUAGCUGUACAUAAGGUUUGGAUCACGUUGAUGGUCCGUAACUUUAGUGGAUGUCCAUGAGAAAAUCAAACUAAGUUCAGGAAGAUGUACCUACCUACCUACUGACCAUUACGCCACUGACGUUUCGGGCAGCAAUGAAGGUCCUCCACCCCUGACAGUGCUCAGGGCUUCCUUCAUCGUGCCAGUAGCUCGGUUUUCUUGACUGUCAGUCGUGCAACUCCUGGGCGGAGACUCAGGAGUCUUUUGCACUCCGAUGUAGAAGGAAUCUUCAUUGCUAUCUCUGUAACAAUUUUGUUUUACCAGUCAAGGUUGUUGUCCCUGAGCUGACCCCACAAACCUGAAGGAUUGGUUGACCACUUAGUCUGACCUUUACCCUUUGACCUGCUUGGCAUGGGUGACCCUAACAAGAGCCAAAGCAUUAAGCCCUGACUCCAGGUCACUGAGGCAUGCAAACUCUCAAACCCUAUGACAAAGUUGUGGUCCUCCUGGAGGUUCAGGAAGAUGUAGCUGGUUUUUUAAGAAGUGCCUGAUGUUUUUCUUGUAUACUCUCCUAGGCCUGGGGUGGACUUGCGUUAAUUAUACAACCAGUCAGAACGCUUUCCACUGCACGUCUGUAGAAAUUUGCAACAGUAUUUGGUGAAAUACCAAAUCUCCUCAACUAACAAAUGUUUUGAUUAGUAUGAGUGUCAAAGUUUCCAGAGACAAUGGAGCAGACUUGAUGGGCUGAAUGGCCCCAUUUCUGUUCCUAUGUCUUAUGGUCUUAUAAUGGGCCCUCUGAUUGACAGAUGAGUAAAGUGAAACUAGCGCCAUAUCUAUAGGUAUUACCUCCUGUGGGUAUCUGUGGACAAGAGGCUCAGUGGUCCAAGAUGAUUAUAAAGCAGAAGAACAUCCAGAGGUAUCGGUGAAAACGCAUUGUAAGUGAGCAUCCUGAGGCGAGUGUGUAUCAAAUUCAGAUGAAUGUGUUCUUCCCCCCCCCCCCAUUCUUCCCCUCCUGUCCCAUGUCUAAAUGUGGAACCAUUGUUCGCCCCAUUUGUAGAAGAAAAUUAUGUUCCCAAUGGGGAAGCAUCUGUAGAAAUCAGUGCUCCCUGUCCUUUUGGACAAGCUGUAGAUCCCAUAUUGGGAAAUGGCUGCCUAAACUAGGCUGGCUUGUACAAUUGUAUCUUUGGCAUCUGACUAUUGAGGUCAACAACUAACCAUUCAGAAGAGCAGUGGACCAUUGGUGUAGGCUACCUGGCCUCAUUGUAGAUGGUUGGUUCUACAUUGUAGACAGGACCUCAGUAUGCAAGGGACUUUGUUAGUUUUCCGGGCUGUCGGACAGGUUAAUCUUUGUUUGAUUCUUAGUGUACUUGAAGCUAAGGGUUCAAACCCAUUGGCCAGAUGCAAAGAGUUACCCUACAGUGCAAUAUGUGCAGAAGAUUAGUUAAUUAAGCCCAUCACCCCCUACUGGGACAAAGGCCACUAACAGCAGGAGACCUCCACCCUGUUGCCCCCAGGUGUAGCCCAUCCUCUUGGUGCCAGCUUCAUGGUCCCAUCACCAGGAGUUCUUUGCCGGCCGCUUUUCUGCUUUCCCUGGGGAUUCUAUGUUGGCGCUCGCCUGGUGCAUUGGCAACGUGGCUCACGCAGAGUGUAUGUCCUAUCCAUCCCCAUCUUCCGUAAUUCUUCUGCUCGCUGGUGUUGCCGAUUCCUUCUGGCCAGUGGAGCCGAAGGAUUUUUCUCAGACAGCUAUUAAUAAAAGCCUGCACCUUUCCUGAAGUUAGUCUGUUCACCAAGUCUCUAGCCUGGACAGAAAAACUAGAGUUGAUAGCCUGAUCUUAUUGCACUGUAUUUAAUUUUUGGUCCCAGCUACUGCUCGGGGUUUGGAAAUGGAAAUGCAAUACAAGAUUGUGUCCAUAAAUAUAUAUCUCCUCAGAGAAUCCCUGUAAGUGCUCUAGGAAUGCUCUUCAGUCUGCUGAUACCUUGAAGCUGACAAAGUUCUCUCGCUUUGACUAGAGAUAGACUGAAAGGUAACUACGAUGGACCUCCAGGGCAAGAUUGAGUGUGGAACAGGUAGUCACUGGCCUGGGACUAGUAUAAGUGAUGUCGCUGGGGGAGGGGAGAAUUGAAACCUGCUGUGAAGCUUAUGCCAGUCGAGCAGCCUGUGGGCUCAGGAAAAGGCAGGAUGUGGAUUCCUGGUGCCAUAUUGAAUUCAUGCACUUCGGAAAGCGUACAAGAUGAGGACAAUCUUUCACCAUAAAAUUAGAUAAAUAUAUUAUUUUGUAAAUGAUAAAUAAAAUGUUUCUAGCAUGUUAACUGAAGGGCUAUGAGCUCUGCAGUGAUGUUCUGUGUACUUGUCUCUGGUAGGCAGAUCUAAGUAUCAGAAUCAAAAUCAAAAUCAGACUUUAAUCGCCAAGUACCUGUGCACAUACAAGGAAUUUACUUCUGGCAGAUGUUGUUUCUCUGCUCAUAACAAUAAUAAUGAUAAAUAUAAAUGAUGUAAAUGAUAUAAAGUAUGUGAGAUUAUUUAAAUGUCUUUUUUUGUAAAUGUGUAAAACUAAUUUAUAAUGUUAUUAAGUAUUGGACAUUAAGCUGUGAUUGCUCUGGGAUUCUCUCAGACCUGCAUGCUCAACUUUUGUGGGGAGUAUGAAUUUUAGAAUGUUUACGGGAGAGAGUUCUUUGAAAUAUCAUACUGUAUUUUGUUGUUUUCCACUGCCCCCCGCAUCUUGUGUGUGCCACAAGACAACCCUGACAAGCUGGGUGACAACUGUGUCAAUCCUGUAGUGUUUUUUUUUUUACGAGGCCGAGUUGCUAGCUCGACAAUCAACGUAGCACGGAUGGGAAGCUGGCUGGAUCUGAACCCACGAGCACUCAGCUCGAAGUCCAGUACUGAUGCCACAACACCACCAGCCAGCUGUAUCAUAUUUUACAAAGAACUUUAAUAGGCUUUGCAUCAGUAAAGUCUCUCUGGCCAUUUACUUUUUAAUUUAAGCAUUCUCGGUUGUGCGUCUGAUGGCUCAGUAGUCGAAAGCUGCAUUGUGGACCCAGAUCCUGGAGGGAUGUUGGGGUUGUGCACUCGUAUCGAUUUGUGGAUGGAUAAAGACUAAGACUAAAUCCGAUAUUAGUGCAACUGACAAGUUGGGGGGAGGGUGGGUGAACGAGGUUUUCUCGGACUAAUGUUGCUGGGCGGUGCGGCUCGAGGGGCCUUUUCCGUCCUGCGUCCUGUAUCCACGAGCCAGUAACAUGAGAGGCAAACAAGCUGUCAAUACAUCGCCCAUUUUAAUUCAAGAUUGUUUAAUGUCAUUUCCAGUACACGGUUGUAAAGGAUAAUGAAUUAAUUGUUACUCUGGAUCUGCUGUGGCACAAAAAGAAACCAGAAUAAAUAUCAAUACAUCAUGUGUCCGUAAAAUGACAGUAGGAUUCUUUUGGACAAAAUGAAAUAAAUGCCCGCACGAAAAUGAAUCUCAGGGUUGUAUAUGGUGAUAUAUAUGUUCUUUGAUAAUAAAGUUUACUUUGAACUAUGAAAACACAGAGACACAAAGAGGCAGCAGAUGAUGUGUUCUGGAGCAAAGAUAACACAGCUGGAGGAACACCUCAGGGCUCCCAGCAUCCGUGGAGGGAAAGCGACGGUUCAUGUUUUGAGUUGAGACCCUGCGUCAGGACUGAGUGUGAGAUAGCCAGUAUAAAAUGGAGCGAGGGAGGGGUAAGAUGGGUUGGUGGAACUGGAUGGGGGGGUCAUCCUGACCCUCUUUCUCUCCUCAUCCCUUCAGAUUUUUGCAGAGAGACAACUCUCUCCAUUGGUUCCUUACUGCUGUCGCAGCUGGGUGAGGUCGUGCGGAUGAAGUCCCACUACGUAUUAAAUGCUCCCAAUGGUGUGUGUCUCAGAAAGCCUCUGGCAACCAAGUCCCACUCCUGGCCUUCACGUGUGGCUUAGCUACUAACCCCGGUGGAACUGUUUCUACUGACAAGAGAAGGGACAAAGGCUGGUUACUGGCUCCUUAAAACUAGUCACUUCUGGUAGAUGGGGCUCGUCAGCAGGGGUUGGCAGCUCAUGUAGGAGAAGGAAAACUCUGAUAUAAAACCAUGCGGCCUUGGGGAAGGCCUCGGGAGUAAACCCGGGGAAAGAUGUGUGGUGAGGGGAAGGCUGCUGCAUGGACAAUGUCAUACUGCCCUGCCGAUGGAGGGCCUCAGAGGGCACCCUGGGUUACACACUCUGCUUUGCCCCCUGCCUCCUUGGGAGGUGCAACACUUCCUCACUCCUACCCUCUCACCAGCAUCCGGGGACCCAAACAGCCCCAACAGGAUUCCUGUGCACCUCCUCCCAUCUGGUCUGCAGUCUUCUGUUGCUUUUGCUGUGGGUUUCCUCCGCAUUGGCCAUCCGGAACUCCUAGAUUCAUAACCUUUCCACUCCCCUGCUCAUUCCUACACCAACAUGUCAGUCCUCGGCCGUCUGUCUGCCACGGUGAGACCAAAUACAACCUAGAUCGGGUUCCCAACCUUUUUAAAUGCCAUGGACCAAUACCACUGAGCAAGCAGUCCAUGGACCCCAGGUGGAAUCUCCUGACCUGGAUGGCCCACACCUAUUCUGCCUCGGCAGUCUACAACUCAAUGGUAUGAACACUGUAAACAUGAGGGAUUCUGCAGAUGCUGGAAAUCCAAAGCAAACACACACAAAAUGCUGGAGGAACUCAGCGGGUCAGGCAGCAUCCAUGGAAAUAAAUGAAGAGUUGACGUUUUGGGCCAAGACCUUUCAUCAGGGCUGGAAAAGAAGAGGGGUAGGUGCUAGAAUAAAAAGGUUGGGGGGGGGAAGAGGGGAAGGAGGCUAGCCGGAAGGUGAUGGGGUGGGAAAGGUCAAGGGCUGGACAAGAAGGUAUCUGAUUUGAGAGGAGAGUGGACCAUGAGAAAGAGGAGGGGCCAGAUAUGAAGAGAGAAGGGGUGGGGUGAAAAUGUCUGGAAGUUGGAGAAAUCAAUGUUCAACCGAUCAUCUCCCAGCUUCCUACUGCAUUCCCUCCCUCCCCUCAUCCGCCUGGUUUCACAUCUCAUCCUCUAGUUGUCCUGCAUCCUCUCCCUCUAUCAUCUUCUUCUGACAUCCUCCCCCUUCCUUUUUGGUUCUGAUGAAGGGUCUCAGCCCGAACUGGCAUCUGUUUACCCCUCUACAUCUGCUUAACUCCUCUGGCAUUUCGUGUGUGCGCUCUGGUAUGAGUACUGAUUUUAUUUUUUCCCAAUUUAAGAUAUUUUUUCUCUCCUUAUCCAGAUUCUGUCACUUCCUUCCCUUCUCUCUUUUUACAAUGCUGAACCGUUUUGAAUCGAUUGGAAGAAGGAGGCGUGUACUUGGGGCUAAUUGAUCACCCAGAUGACUCUCUUUAUCCCGCGGGCUUUCAGGUGCGCACGUUUUUACCUCAGUGAGCUGGGUUUGUUGGUCUCGCACUAAGCUGCCCAGCGUGCACCAUCAGUGACAUGACUCCGGAAGAAAUGUCUAAUCGUACACUAAUCCUGAGUCAUUGUUGCUCUGUGUGCAUACGUAACACACCCCUCUCUCUCUGUCCUUUUUUUAACCCAAUUUCAUUCUUCCUUCCCACCUGUCUCUGUCUGCCCGUCAUUGCGUCACGAUGGCGCAGCAGUUAGCGCGACGCUAUUACAGUUGGAGUUCAGAGAUCAAUUCCGGCAUCAUUGUAAGGAGUCUCUGCAUGUCCUCCCUGUGAUCGUGUGAGCUUCCUCCAGGUGCUCCAGUUUCCUUCCACAGUCUAAAGACAUACCAGAUGGGUUAACUGGUCAUUGUAGAUUGUCCUGUGAUCAGGUUAUGGUUAAAAUCUAGGUUGCUGCGGCAACGUGGCUGGAUAUCACUUAACUGAUUCCACCAAUCACCUGCCAGCUUCUGUCUUAACCCUCCCCCUCACCUCUACACCAGCCAUCUUCCCUCAAAAACCUGGGGUCCACAGACCCCUCAGUUAAUGGUAAGGCUCCAUGGCAUUUUUUUUUUAAAAAAAAAGGUUGGGAACCCUCAAUCCUAAUUCAGGGUCAACCAACAAAACAUCAUCCAUCUCCUACCUCCAGGGAUGCUGCCUGACCUGCUGUUCCUCCAGCAGUUUUUUUUUCUCCUUCAAACGGCAAUGAAAAUCUGGGCAAGGUCUGAUGCAAAGUUUUAUACUGUGAGCUUUUAUAACCACGUCUGUCUAUGCAACCCAGGAAGCAAACAGUAUUGAAACAUUUUUCUAAAAAGAUUUUGCUGGGGGAAGGGGGUCUUGUAUUUAUUGUUUGAAGCUUUAAUAAUGUUUGUAUAAAUUUUCCAUAAUUAAAUUUGUCUUAAUAUAAAUGAGUGGUUUUGUUUUAACUGGAGAAAACAUUAACUUUGCGGUUAGUGUAACACUGU